This is a messenger RNA of Rhopalosiphum padi (bird cherry-oat aphid), 3780 nucleotides long. Its product is annotated as interaptin-like. The transcript has 9 exons. The record is from RefSeq and is a predicted model, not a curated record. Bases 514 to 2214 code for a protein of 566 amino acids. Lineage: Eukaryota; Metazoa; Arthropoda; Insecta; Hemiptera; Aphididae.
GCAGGCGGUAGUCGGCAGACGGCAGACGGCAGACACCUAUAAAUUAUAUAUUAUAUUGUAUUAUGCGGGUUCGGUAGUAAGAAAAAAAACGCGAUUGUCGUUGCACGUAACCGCGUAUCGACUUUUCCACAGUCGACGGCGGAGUACAAUUUUAUUCGACCCAACAGUUGUGAUCAUCGCGAUUCAUUAUAACAUUUUAUCUGUUAUUAUGCGCAAUAAUUUGCGCGGCAGUGCCGACGAACGGUACCGGAAGGCGGACCAUUGCGAAUAGCGGAAUAACGGACGUUUCUGAGUGCUGCUAGCGAUAACGGGAAAUCACUGUGAUAAGCAUUUAUGAUUUUACGAUAUUAUAUUACUUAAUAAUAUUAUUAUUUACACUUUUAUAAUUUUAAAAUACCUAUUUUAUUAAUAUACUUAAUGACGUCUGUGUUAAUACUGUUACUGGUUACUGCUACUACUAUAAUUUUUAUUACGUAUUUAAAUUGAAUCAGACAUUCAGAACGAUAAUUCACAAUGAAUUCAACCUCGGACCUACUCAUCAAAAACCUAAAACCGUUACCAAUUCGCAAUCCAUUUGGUCGAGUAAAAAAAAUGGGUGUAGACAUCGAUAGUGUUAUAAGCGAAAUAAAAUUUGAUCAAAAGUUAAUAAGUGUGUUUAACACGUAUAACAAGUAUAUAAAUUUUCGGUUUGACUAUGUUAUUAGAACAAGUAUCACUCAGUUACCAGACGAAUUGAAUCAUAAUGUCGAUAAUUAUGAAUUUGAUUCAAACCAACAAAUUUUACUAGAUUGUAUUAAUAGUAACAAUAGUUUAGAUAAUGUUACAAAAUUGCGAGAAGAAUUAAAAACUUUAACAACAGAAGUAAAUUUAAAAAGAAAAGAAUUGAGUAUAAUUACUAUUAAUGAGGAUGGAUUAAAAAAAAACAUUAAACAUUUAGAAGAUAUUAUAUUAAUAAAAAAAAAUUUUAUUAACGACACUGCCAGCUAUGCAGAAAUCAGAUGCAAUGCUAAAGAAAAAGUUCAAAAAGAGUACAAUAGAAUAAAUAAAAAAUAUAUUAAAAUUUUAAGUCAAUUAAAUAAGUCAAAUAAAAUAACAAAAUCAAAUUAUAGUAAUGAAACUAUUAAAGAUAUGAAUUACGGGGAGCGAACAAAUAAUAGACUAUUACGAUAUGAAGAAAAAAUUAAAAAAAUGGAUGACAUUAUAAAAAUUGCCAGUGAUAGUGAAGAAAAAUUACUACAAUAUCAAAUUGCUUUAAAAACUUCUAAUGAUCGCUUAAAAAUAUUUAAUGACCAAUUAAAUAACCAAAUAAAAAAUAAACAAGAUGUUUCAUUACUAUUAAUACAAAAUGAAAAGAGAAUUAAUCAAUUGAAAAAUAAUUUAUCUAAUUUGGGAGUGUUAUCAAGCAUAGAAAAAAGUAGAGUCCAUGUAUCAUCAAAUUUAAUUGGAAAUAAUAAUUUAAAAAAAGAAUUUUUGGAUUUACAAAAUAUGAGAAAUGAAAUUUUAAGCUCACGUCCUAGAGGAAUGUUUAAUCCUAAACAUCAAAAGGAAAAUAAUGUGUUCAAAGAAGAUAUUCGAAAAUAUUUAGAAAAUGAUGAAGCAAUUAAUUCAAUAGAUUAUUUAAUUGAAUUAAAAAAUAAUAUGUACAAUAAUAAUAUCAAUUUAUUAAAUUUUAUUCAAACGAAUUCAAAUGAAACAAAAAUUUUCUGGAAAUGUCUAUCAACAUUAAAUAUAAAUGAACUUAAAAAAUUGUUGGUACAUUAUUUUAUUAAAGUUGUGGAUUUAAAAGAAUCUGGGCGAGAAAAUGAUGAAUUAAUAUCUAAACUCGAUGCAAUAAAUGAUAGACAAAGGCAUACUAUUGUAUCUUUAAAUAACAGUUAUCAAGAAUUCCAUUUGUCAAUUGAAAAAAAAUUCAUGGAAUUAAAAAAAUAUUAUCAAGCAAAAGUUAAUAUGUUAUUCCAACUAGUUCAAGAAGAAAAUAAUGCUAUUACUAUGUUUAAAAUGAGACAAGAAAUCAUAGGACUUAAAAAGAAAAUAAUUGAAUUGGAGAAGUUAAAAACAGUAAAACCCAAGGACACUCCAGUGAUGCCAGAACCCCAUAUCUGUUUAAAUCUUCUAGAGGCAUCAAAAUCAGAAUCCGAAACUAUGUCAUCUGCCAAAGUAAUAUACCAUAAAAACAAACUGAAGAUACAAAAAAAUAAAUCCAAAUUAAUUUGACAUAGAUUUUAAAACAGAAAAUAUAUAGCUGUGUUACUUGUAUUAAUUGUUUUACUAUUUGUAUUACUUACUUGUACUAAAAAGCAUAGAUAUACUUGAGCUUUAGCUUGUAUUUUAACUUCAAUUCCCUUUCUAUUUGGGUCUAAAAAUUGUAUACCACAACAAAUUUGAAACUGCACUAUAAUAUAGAUUAUUAGUAGGGCUCGGAUUUUUAUGUAUAAAAAAAACCAAAAUAUAUAAAUGUACAUUUAAUAAAAAAUCACUUUUUAUAAAAUAAAAAAAAUUUAAUUAAAUCUUAAAAAGCAUUUAAAGAUUUAUUUUCCAACUUGGAGAUAAGAAUAUCCUUAUGUAUAAAAGCACAGCAAAAACUGCAAUUAAAUGAAUUUUUAUUAUCUGUAAAAGUAGUAGAAGCAAAACACUGUUGUUUAAAUUUUUGUUUUCUUAUUUUACUUUCUUCGUGUUUGGCGGUCCUUAUAAUAUGUUGUAUUACUAAAAAACGUUUAAUAGAAACAGAUUUUUCACUCACAGUAUAAAUCUCAUUAUUGCUUUUAAAAUGUUCAUUAGGAAAUUCUUGAAGAUAUUUUUUAGCUUUUCCGUACUAGGAUGCUAAUACUUUCGGCAUGAUUUAAAUACAAACACUCGAAAUUACACGUCUAAAUAUGAUACUAAGAAUAAUCAGAUACACAUGUGAUACCUUCGUUAACAUACAUAUACUGUCUUAUUGUUAGUACUUCGAACACAAACGGGCUAUUAAUGAAAUAAUAAAUACCAAUCAAUCGUUUAUUGGAACUCGUAUUGAUCAUAGAUUAGGGUUCAAUAAUUGGUAUUAUUUUGUUUACGUACUUUUGGAAACACAGAAAAUUGCAUACUAAGUUAAAAAUAAAUAAAUAAUUAUCUAAAGAUUUAGGAAAAAAUUAAAUCAUUAAGAAAUAUGUAAAAUUAAAUAUAGUUCAUUUUAUUAAAAAUUAUUUGAAACAAAUUUAUCACAUCUAAAUUAAUUUAUCAAAUCACAGUAAAAAUAUGUAUUUACAUAUAAAUCUGAGCCCUAAUUAUUAGUAAAUAGUAUUAUAAAUUAUUUAAUAUUAUACUAAUAUACUACUAUAUUAUAUUACCGCAUUGCAAUAUUAUUAAAUAGAUUAUAUAAAAUGCCUAACUGAUGAUGACUUAUGAACUAAAACGUCUUGUACCUCUAUCUAGUUAAAAAAAAAUUCUAGUUACUGCAAUAUUACCCCAAGCUCAAACUUUUUCUUAUAUUUUAUGAUUGUUGUUUACUUAUUAUACCAAUAUAUAGUUACCAAUAACUAUUAAAAUGUUAAUACAAAUUUAUUAGUAACCAUUUAAUUGAAAAUGAUUUAAAAAAAUAUGUUUAUUUAGAUAAAUUACAUAUUAAUAUAUUUAAUUUUUAUGAUUUUGUUAAUUUAACAUAUUAAUACAUUUUUACUGAAAUAUAUACAUUUUUAAAAUCGCUUCCCACAAAUGUGUUUGCACGAAGUGAUCUUAUAUGAUUUAUAUUUUAUCAGUAUUUACUAUUUUGUAUCUUGUAUUUUAUUAAAUACAGUCAUUAAA